UGUCGCCCGGUUAACAGUGCUCCUGUAGUAGUUAACACAUUAGAGACUCUGUUGCAUAUGAAAGAGAGCUGUGAGAGGAGGCUCAGCGCCGCUACAACGUGUUAAAGUGCAAUUCCCAGAGGAUGAACACAGGAUUGACCAAUGACAGCACAGAUAAGGGAAAGGCACCCCAUCUCUAGUAGCUUUCUUACACUCAACCAUAUGCCUUCAGACCUCUCUGAAGCUUCACACACACAAGUCCUCAGUCCAGCGCUCCUGAGCCGCCAAGUCAAAAGUUACCCAAAUACUAGAGGAGGAUCCCAGGACUUCAAACAAGUCGCUAUAUGUCUACAGAACUGAAAACAAACUGCAAGUGAAGUUCUCAUCGGCUGUGGUGAUGUCGGUGUCUCUCUCCAGUCACCCCGCAGUCAGGGACAGGAGUCUGGCUGUCUACCCUUCUAUGCCCGGCGCGCACUACGCGGACGUCCUCAAGAGCGCGCAUAGCAUCUUCCAUCCGCUCAAGUCUCUGGGCCGCAUGGUGACCGACGCACAGACAAUCAUGCCGUUUAACUUCGCCGGGACUCCGUCUUUUUUCAGCCACAACAGCCACCAGACCGCGAUGUUCCAUGAACAGAUCCUCAGCGUGUCCAGCAUGCCAUAUUUCCAGCACAUGCAGCAGUCACAAAGCAUGUACAACGGACAUGAGGAGCAGAGCACCGGCUCUCCGUCCGAGUUCAGCAGCCCGUGCAGUAGAAAGUCUUCUUCGGCCCCAUCCUCUCCGGUUAAGGACAGUUUCAGCUGCCUGCAGGCCGCAGAUCCAUCGCCAGAACACACGCGCACCUACAGUUUUACAGAGGAAGACCUCUUCACUGUCCUGUACGGAUAUUCCAAAAAACAAGGGCAAAAUGUUGGACAUGCCAUAUCUGGAUUAUCAUUUCCUCUCAGAACAGCUGAUCGUCAUCUUCUCCCUGUUGAUACCGAAGGAUUCGAACUCCCAGAAGGUUUAUCGAUUUUCCAAACUAAUUGUGGAAGCCUUUCCCACUAUGGAGUUUUUGCUGACAAAAGCACAUUUCCAAAAGGCACCAGGUUUGGACCGUUUCAGGGCAAACUAGUGAACACAAGUGAGAUCAAAACCUAUGAUGACAACACUCUCAUGUGGGAGAUCUUUGAGAACGGCCGCUUGAGUCACUUUGUGGAUGGAAGAGGCGCUCCAGGGAACUGGAUGUCCUUGGUGAAGUGCGCGCGCUUUCCCGAGGAGCAGAACCUGAUUGCGGUCCAGUGUGAAGGACAGAUAUACUACGAGGCCUGCAAAGAUAUCCGAGCUGGCCAAGAACUGUUGGUCUGGUAUGGAGACUGCUAUGUGCAGUUUCUGGGUAUUCCUCUCACCCUCAAAGAGUUUAUUGAUGACACUGAACCGCUUCUUAUAUAAGACUCUGGAGAGGGUUUCAAGUGUGAUCGCUGUGGUAAAGUGUUUGCUUACAUGUACUACAGAGACAAACACCUGAAAUACACGCGCUGCGUGGAUCAGGGCGACAGGAAGUUCCCCUGCCACCUCUGCAACAGGUCUUUCGAGAAGAGAGACCGGCUCCGAAUCCACAUUCUCCACGUGCAUGAAAAACACAGACCACAUAAGUGCUCCGUGUGCGGCAAAAGUUUCUCUCAGUCCUCCAGUCUAAACAAACACAUGCGCGUGCACUCAGGAGAGCGGCCUUACAAAUGUGUUUACUGUAACAAGGCGUUCACGGCCUCCAGCAUCCUCCGUACGCACAUCCGCCAGCACUCCGGCGAGCGGCCGUUCAAGUGUAAACACUGCGGGAAAGCGUUCGCGUCUCACGCGGCCCACGACAGCCACGUCCGACGGACACACUCCAAAGACAAGCCCUUCUCCUGCGGUGUGUGUGGAACCAAUUUCCAAGAAGCACAAGAGUUGAAAUAUCACAUGAAGACGCAUAAAAAACGACCACUUUUGGAUAACACUGUUCUUCCUGGAGAGAAAAACACGCUCUUCCCCGCCGAAGACUGUUUACAUGCACAGAAACAGCUGGGAGACAGCAUCACCUCCGAGUACAGACCCUGGAACUAAUGCUUCUGUUUCUGUUAGUUCGCCUUUUCUCAGAAGGUUAUAUAACCUUCACUUUCCUCAAGGUUCUUUGCUAUUGUGUAUUUUAUUAGUUAGCCUGCCUGUCCCCUAAGAAAAUAUGUUCGCUUUAAUAUUAUUAUUUUUUUAUGUUGUUGCUAUUUAUUAAAAUGUAGCUCUUUGGCUAGAGAAAUACGUGUUUUUGUACUUUUUAAAGUUAGCUCAAAGCAAAUAUGAUUUGUCGGCGUGUAAUAGUGAGCUGCACAACCAAAGCCAGUUAAUAAACCAAAGACGAACAUAUGAUUAUAAUUAAUUAUUAAUUAUUGUUGUUGUUGAAUGUCCUGUUAUCUAUCGUUGUUUUCUAUUUGUACAGUCUUUAUCAUGAGCUCCAGGCCUACCUGCUGUUCAGAUAUGUCAGUGUGUGUCGGAACGUCUGCAAACU
Messenger RNA from Cyprinus carpio (common carp), 2498 nucleotides. RefSeq names its product PR domain zinc finger protein 14-like. The record is from RefSeq and is a predicted model, not a curated record. Lineage: Eukaryota; Metazoa; Chordata; Actinopteri; Cypriniformes; Cyprinidae. Gene Ontology annotation, biological process: regulation of transcription by RNA polymerase II. Gene Ontology annotation, cellular component: nucleus. Gene Ontology annotation, molecular function: RNA polymerase II transcription regulatory region sequence-specific DNA binding; protein binding. The transcript has 10 exons.